ACAUCUUCUAAACAGCUUGAGAACAAGGUUCUGUUUGCGCAACUGCAGGACUGCAUCAUAUCCUGUCUGUCAGAACUGUGACAAGGACAGUUAAAGUUUGGAGCUGCCAUCUCUACUAACCGUGCUGUCUGGGGGAUCAAAACUCCCUGCUAUGGAGGCAGUAGGUAAGUAUGACUUCACUGCCACUGCUGAGGACGAGCUGAGCUUCAGGAAGGGAGACAACAUGAAGAUCUUGGGCAUCAAUGAUGACUGGUUGAUGGCUGAGCGACAUGGAAAGAAAGGAUUCAUACCACGUAACUACAUCGACAUUCACCUACCCAGUUGGUACCAGGAGAGUGCUAGUCGAGGUGAGGCCCAGGAGUCUCUCAUGACCCAGCCUAUAGGAUCCUUUCUGAUCAGGGGCAGCCAGAGCUCCCCAGGAGAUUUCUCCAUAUCCGUUAGACACGAGGCAGACGUGCAGCACUUCAAGGUGCUGGCAGACACCAGAGGGCAGUAUUACCUCUGGUCUGAGAAGUUUAGCUCCUUCAACGAGCUGGUGAACUAUUACAUGAACAACUCUGUCUCUAAACACAGCCGCAUUUAUCUGCUGGACACAGAAACACAGAAGGGAUUUGGCCAGACCAGGACAUCAGCCCCAUCCUCUCAGCCCCAGCCUCACCUGCCCCUGCCCAGCAUACCCCAGCCUCACCUGCCCCUGCCCAGCAUACCCCAUCCUCACCAUCUCCUGCCCCGUGUACCCCAGCCUCACCUGCCCCUGCCCAGCAUACCCCAGCCUCACCUGCCCCUGCCCAGCAUACCCCAGCCUCACCUGCCCCUGCCCAGCAUACCCCAGCCUCACCAUCUCCUGCCCUGUACCCCAGCC
Oncorhynchus masou masou (cherry salmon) is the source of this 862-nucleotide messenger RNA. RefSeq names its product GRB2-related adaptor protein 2-like. The transcript has 6 exons. Gene Ontology annotation, cellular component: plasma membrane; cytoplasm; nucleoplasm. NCBI's taxonomy places the organism in Eukaryota, Metazoa, Chordata, Actinopteri, Salmoniformes, Salmonidae. The annotation marks the transcript as partial. Gene Ontology annotation, biological process: regulation of MAPK cascade; signal transduction. Gene Ontology annotation, molecular function: phosphotyrosine residue binding. The record is from RefSeq and is a predicted model, not a curated record.